CUUAUUUGAGUGAGCUAAAGUCAGAGUAAAAAAAUGGCCACCAAGUCACAUUUGAAGCUCACCCCAAUUAUCUUCAUCAUCUUCAUCUCCAUUCUCACUCCCCAAGUCCAUUCACAGUCUGAUGAAUGCGGCACAGAAACCAACUCCUGCAAUGACAAGUCUGGAGCUGUGCCGCUCAAAGUCAUAGCCAUAACCUCAAUUUUGGUCACGAGCAUGAUCGGGGUGUCCUUGCCUCUUGUUACUCGUUCGAUACCCGCGUUGCACCCCGAUCGAAACCUGUUUGUGAUUGUCAAGUGCUUUGCAGCCGGCAUCAUCCUUGCCACGGGGUUCAUGCACGUCUUGCCUGAUUCUUUUGAUAUGUUAUCAUCCAACUGUUUGAAAGAAAACCCGUGGCACAAGUUUCCUUUCUCAGGGUUUGUGGCUAUGCUCUCUGCAAUUGUGACUUUGAUGGUGGAUUCUAUGGCCACUAGUAUUUAUAGCAAGAGAUGCAGAACUGGAGUUAUCCCAGAUAAUGGGACGGUUGCAGCCGUUGAGGUGGACCAAGAGAUGGCUGCGGUGGGUGCUGGGCAUGGUCAUUUUCAUGCUCACAGUCAUGACAUAGUCAAGGAAGGAAAUGGAGACUCACAGCUUCCCCGUUAUCGCGUUGUUGCCAUGGUAUUAGAACUGGGUAUCAUUGUUCACUCAGUUGUUAUUGGUCUUUCUCUUGGAGCAUCAAACAACACUUGCACAAUUAAAGGUCUUGUAGCUGCCCUUUGCUUCCAUCAAAUGUUUGAAGGCAUGGGUCUUGGUGGUUGCAUUCUCCAGGCUGAGUACAAGUUCAUGAAGAAGGCCAUCAUGGUGUUCUUCUUCUCAACAACAACCCCAUUCGGAAUUGCAAUCGGAAUGGCCCUUACAAAAUCGUACAAGGAAAAUAGUCCAAGGUCGCUAAUCACAGUAGGGCUGCUCAAUGCAUCCUCUGCUGGCCUUCUUAUCUACAUGGCUCUGGUUGAUCUUCUUGCUGCUGACUUCAUGGGUCCAAAGUUGCAGCGUAGCAUCAAGCUCCAGAUCAAAUCUUACAUGGCGGUCCUUUUGGGUGCAGGUGGCAUGUCUGUAUUGGCAAAAUGGGCUUAAUUAUAAGACCAAUAAAUUAUUCAUGCCAUGAUCUGAAAAGCAAUGUUAUAUAUUGCACUUAUAAUAUGUGUUUUGAUUUCCUCAAGUUUUAGGUUUAUGAACGUUAUAUGUUUCCACAGGUCGAUCUUUUUGUGUUGUCACUUUUGUAUUGUGAUUUCCUCAAGUGCUAUAAAUAGCCAAACUUCCUUGUUUCAA
Messenger RNA from Prunus avium (sweet cherry), 1305 nucleotides. RefSeq names its product fe(2+) transport protein 1-like. The record is from RefSeq and is a predicted model, not a curated record. Gene Ontology annotation, cellular component: plasma membrane. Lineage: Eukaryota; Viridiplantae; Streptophyta; Magnoliopsida; Rosales; Rosaceae. Gene Ontology annotation, molecular function: zinc ion transmembrane transporter activity. Gene Ontology annotation, biological process: zinc ion transmembrane transport.